UUUCUCAAGUUCAUCAUGGUUCUCACUUUCGUUCUACUCAUCUUGGGGGGCAGUACGUUCUCCACCGUGUCUGCAGCCUGCACCCCGCCAUUCAAAGAGAUCGCUGGUCUCUGCUUCCUCAUAGACAACUUUGCCACGGGGACUUGGGCCGACACGAACCACUGGUGCGGCUACUUUGGGGGCAAGCUGGCCAAGCUGGACAAUGCCGACGUCUUCGCUGCCGUUGUUCAGGAUAUUAAGGAUUCUGGGUUAUCUAAAUCCUUCUACUGGAUUGGCGCCUCAGACUCUGAGGAAGAAGGCGUAUGGAAGUGGCUGGACAACACCGCGGUGGAUAUGGGGACGCCCUUCUGGAGUCUGGCCGGCAGCGGGUGCACAGUUCAGGAACCCAGUGGAGGAACCAACCAGAACUGUGCUGUCCUCAAUCCAAACAGAAAUUAUUACUUUGAUGAUGCAGGCUGCGCAACACAAGCAGGCGCUAUUUGUGAAAAAUAAAUCAGCUGAAGAAGCAUAUAAA
Molecule: messenger RNA, 514 nt
Organism: Penaeus monodon (black tiger shrimp)
Lineage: Eukaryota; Metazoa; Arthropoda; Malacostraca; Decapoda; Penaeidae
Product: perlucin-like protein
Exons: 4
Coding region: 16-492 (158 amino acids)
Source: RefSeq, a predicted model, not a curated record